GUCGUGUACGAGCCGUCGUUGUGUCAACAUCUCGUGUAGGCUGCUCUGUCAGUGAACCGCUGUCGUAAUCUGUUAUCAGUCGUUGCGCGUCCGUGUGAUCUCGUAGGAUUUCUCUUAUAGUGAAUCAUCCACAGGUCCAGAACAAUGGAGUAAAUAUACUUCGAAUCACUGUUAAGACACGAACGGAUACAAAUGAAACAUGGAUAUCAGGAGGUGAAGGGCAGAUCGCCCCUGGAAGUCAAGGGACAGACCGCCUUGGACAUGCUGAGUACGGCGGACACAGUAGCCACAGGAGGUGGUGGUGUAGAGAGGGUGGGCGGAGCCUCUACCGGGGACGUCAAGGAGUGUGCUGGGUGCGGCAAGAGGAUCACUGAGAGGUUCCUGCUGAAGGCUCUGGACCUGUUCUGGCACGAGGACUGUCUCAAGUGUGGAUGUUGUGACUGCAGACUGGGAGAAGUCGGAUCGACUCUGUACACCAAAGCGAACCUUAUACUCUGUAAAAGAGAUUACCUGAGGUUAUUUGGAACGACGGGGUACUGCGCCGCUUGCAACAAGGUCAUUCCUGCGUUCGAGAUGGUGAUGCGGGCCAAGAGCAAUGUUUACCACCUCGAGUGCUUCGCCUGUCAACAGUGCAAUCACAGGUUCUGUGUGGGAGACAGGUUCUAUCUAUGUGACAACAAGAUACUGUGCGAGUACGACUACGAGGAGAGACUGGUGUUCGCCAACAUGGCAUACAACCCCUCCAGUCUGGCGCAUAUUAGAAGGCAAGUCGGUAACCUACAGCCAGGGAGAGACCAUAUAGCCAGCGCUGUGCCGCGGGAAGACGGGUCCAGCGGCUACGGCAGUCCAGACUCUGAUACCCUCGAAACUCAGUGAAAACUCGUGCGUCUCUUGACGGGACUGCACUCCGUCGAGGGACACGACACGAGUUUAAACAAACAACGAACUCAUAAGUUACACUAGUAGUUACACCUGACUUUUCAGUUUUUGUUAUUUACCCAUUAGAAUGUACGAUAUUAUGUUUGACAUACUUUUUGGUGUUACGUUUUGAUUGUUAUAAACAUCGUAAAAUAAAUACAAAGUAUAGUAUUUUUUCCAAAUUCAUUGAAUGUUUCGAUGGAAAAAUAUGACUUUAAUAAUUUAUGUUGGACGUACACAAAUCAUGAAUUGAAUCUGUUUACAAUAUUAUGCUAACGAUUCUAGAUGGUAAAAAAUAAUGAAUAAUGUAUAUUUAUAAUGUCAUAAACCAAUAGUGAGCCAUUUAUUUGAUUAAACUGCAUAAGCUGUUUUGCUUUUAUUUAAAGUUAAUAGUUUCUUGCUACAUAAUAUUGGACGACAUAACGCAAGAAAACGUUGUGACCUCUGCAAUUUGAUUUUACUUGAAAACCUUAAUUUGUUACCAAAACCAACACAACUAUGGAAUUAUCUGAAUGACAUCUUAUUUAUUAGCAUAUUUAGUAAAACAGUCAAAAAGUGGCUUUUUAAAACAAAUUUUGAAAAUAUGUCUGUAAUAUAUACUAUUAUAUUAUAGUAUUCUGUUAGAAUUUUUACCUUUUUCAAAUCAAGAACUAUGGAAGGACUACAAAUGCAGAUUUUAUCAUAUCAAAAGCUAGUCAUCAAUUAAUUACAAAUGGAUAUAGAUAAUUUAAAAAAUACUAACUUAUAUUUUAUCAACCGAUUUUGCUCUAAGCCCCUAUAUUACUUUCAUUUGUUCAUUGACUGUAAUAAAUCACGAACGUUAUUGUAACGCCAAAUGUAUUUGACUUCUUCAGCUUUGUAAAUAUGCUUAGCCUGUAAGUUAAUUGUAAAUUGUGUAAUAUGUAAAUUGUCAUUUUUGUAUAAAAUGUUAAUGUAGUUUUAUGUAAAUACAAAACAAUAGAAAUAUCUUCCAUAGCAAUGUAGACAAAUGUAAAUUUUACUAUUUUAGAUAAUGUAAAUUGUUAAAUAAAAGUUACCACUUUUUAGAUUCUUUUGUAUGUACUAAAUGUGUUGAAAAUUAAAAAGAGUAAUUGUAAUUUUACACUAACUCUUCUUUGCUGUUGUAUACAAUUGUUUUCUUACUUAAACAACAUUAGAUAGUGUUAUUGUAAGAUUUGUGAACACUCCAGAACCAAGAGAAUAACUUAGUAAUAAACAAAAUCAGAGUUUAAAAUGUAUCAUAAUAAAUCUAAAAAUAACUUUAACAGUAUACGUUUUGAUUUAUAUUUAUAUUAAAAACCUGGCAUGCAAAUAAAUGGCGCUUGAAAUCUGAUUGUAGCAAAAGAAAUACGAUUUGGUGAACAAAUAUUUAAAAGGAAAAAGCAUUUUAAGCUUAUUACAACUAUUACUCUACAAAACAAUUUUAUAGUUAUUAUUUUUCUCCCCAACAUAGUCUUCAAAUGCACUGAUUAUAUUAUAUAUAUUUGUUCAUUUCAUUUAAUAUUCUAUUAAUGUGAUAUGCUGUAAAUCAAGCUAUUAUUUUAUCACAAUCGUUUGUUAUGUUUAAAUAUUGAUAAAACAAAACGUUUUAUUUAUUAUUGUUUUCAAGACUACUUUCAAACCAAUGCCUAGUCUUACUUGAUGCCAAAAUGUUAGGUCUAGGAUAGUUUUAAGUCUCGGUUAAAUUUACGAGUUAUAAUUGACCAUUGUUCGACAAAUGUUAAUGUAUACGAAUACAAGUUUCU
Messenger RNA from Macrosteles quadrilineatus (aster leafhopper), 2663 nucleotides. Its product is annotated as LIM domain only protein 3-like. Gene Ontology annotation, cellular component: nucleus. NCBI's taxonomy places the organism in Eukaryota, Metazoa, Arthropoda, Insecta, Hemiptera, Cicadellidae. Gene Ontology annotation, biological process: positive regulation of transcription by RNA polymerase II. Bases 193 to 876 code for a protein of 227 amino acids. Gene Ontology annotation, molecular function: DNA-binding transcription factor binding; transcription coactivator activity. The transcript has 7 exons. The record is from RefSeq and is a predicted model, not a curated record.